Messenger RNA from Papaver somniferum (opium poppy), 1671 nucleotides. RefSeq lists its product as uncharacterized. Gene Ontology annotation, molecular function: zinc ion binding. Lineage: Eukaryota; Viridiplantae; Streptophyta; Magnoliopsida; Ranunculales; Papaveraceae. The transcript is spliced from 6 exons. Bases 1 to 1671 code for a protein of 556 amino acids. The record is from RefSeq and is a predicted model, not a curated record.
AUGGUAAAAGCAACUAAUCCUGGAUCUGUUGCAAAUUACUCUUUUGGAAGUGAGGACAAAUGUUUUGAGUCCAUGAUGAUUGCAUUUGCAGCACCAAUUCAAGGAUGGAAGGAUGGUGGUAGACCAUUCGUUGGUUUUGAUGCCUGCCACUUGAAUAGAAAAUAUGGUGGAUGUCUAAUGGCAGCUACAGGUUUAAAUGGACAGAAUGGGAUUGUUAAUCUAGCCAUAAAGGUGGUGAGGAAUGAAUGUGGUGAAAACUGGCACUUAUUUAUGAAAGAGCUGAAGCCACUUAAUGAAGACCAUCCAGCUGGGAAGAUAACCUUUAUCUCAGACAGGCAAAAAGGUCUCCAAGAGUCAUUGGAUGAGGUUUUCAAAGAACACUUUAAAAGAUACUGCCUUCGUCAUAUGUUCAAGAACUUUAAGACUCACUUCAAAGGAUCAAAGUUGCAAUACCUUGUAUACAAUACUGCAAAAUGCUACAAGAAGAGACUUUGGAAGGCCAAUAUGGAUGAUCUGAUCAAGUUGUCACCAGCUGCUGCAGCUUACAUGAUGAAGAAAAAACCAGAACAAUGGUCUAGGGAUUUCUUUGACCCAUCUGCAUGUUGUGAGGACCUUAACAACAAUUUCUCAGAGUCCUUUAACAACUUGGCUAAACCCAUGAGAGACAAGCCUAUUUGUACCCUUGGAAUGAUGUAUGGCCAGCUAGUUAUGGGUACUAUGUAUAAAAGAAGAAAUGUGAGUGCAAAUUGGGAAGAUGGUAAGUUGGUGCCAACUGCUCAAGACUUGAUUGAUGAGAUGAAGAAAUGUUUUGGAGCAUUCAGGGUUAAUGGAGCUAUUAUUGAUGAGUUAUAUGAAGUGACUUCAAAGACCAAUGCUAUAUUUCAAGUUGAUGUGGUUGAGAAGACUUGUUCCUGUUUUCAAUGGCAACUUAGAGGCUUUGUAUGUCAACAUGCAGCGUGUGUGCUCAUGGACAUGAGAAUCAAUCGGGCAGAUUAUUGCAGCAAGUACUAUCAUAUGGAAUCUUACAAGGAAAUUUAUGCACCUGAGAUGGGGUUAUUUAUUGGAAAAGAAGAGUGGCUUGAGCCAUUGGUAGAAAUCAACCCAUCCAUAGAUAUGAGGAAACCAGGGAGGCCUUGCAAGAAAAGGAAGAAAACACAUGAUGAACCUCACAGUGAGAAGGUGGUCAGAACUUGUAAGAGAUGCAAGAUGCCUGGUCACAACAGGAGGACAUGUGCUGGUGCACCAGUUGGAUCCAAUCAAAAAACAAAAAGACAGAGAACCAUGAUGGAAGGAGGAAGUCACAAGACUACUUACCCAGAUCCUGCAGAGCUUAAUACCAGUAGAAGGGCAAGUAAGAGGGGAAGAGCAAAAGGAUCUGCAUCAUCUUCUCAGCCUACCACUGCAUCAUCUUCUCAGCCUAGCACUAGAUCAUCUUCUCAGCCAACAACUACAUCAUCUUCUCAGCCUACCACUGUAUUUUAUGGAUCUAGAGGUGGAAGGGGUUCAAGAGGUGGGAGAGGAUCUAGGGGAGGUAGGUCUGGUGGUAGAUCUGUACAACAGACAUUGAACCAGACCAUUAGUGGUGUUGUUGGGUUGUCUCAGACUCUUUCUCAAAUAUUCACAGUCCCUAAACCAAAGACAAAGAAGGUCACCUUCUCUGCUACUCAAUGA